AUGGCGGCGCGCAUGUUCUCCGGCGAGGCCCUCGCGGAUCUCCGCGCGGCGUUCUCCCGUCGGUCUUCGACCCGAGCUCGUCGCGGCCGCGGGGCUGCGGUGAUCGUCGCCGGUAAGCCCAAGGCGAAGAACAAGGAUACGGGACGAGCCAUCCACUUCCGAACCGGUCCCGAGCGGUUCAACGCGGGGUCGCAGGUGGGCGAGGCACCUCGAGGCGGCAAGGGAAAGGGCAAGACCACGAGGUCCCAGCGCACGAACAAGGUGUACAAGCAGUACCUCAGCGGCAGGCCGACCGUGGACGACGUGGAGAGGGCGUCGCGGGGCGAUCGCACGAAGGCCAUGGGGGUGGUCGAGAGGGAGGCGCCGUACCGGCUCACGCGGGACGAGAGGGAGGCGUGGGACCGCGCCAAACGCCGAGGCGGCGACAACGGGAAGGGAUACGGCGGUGGAGGCGUACUUGAGAUGCGGAGCACCCAGCGCGACCCGCUCGCGCCCCACAGGCACCCGCUCGUGAACACCCACCGCCUGUACUGCGACGCCAAGCAGGCGCUCUUCGUCUUGGUCGAGCAGGACAACGAGGGACGGGACGAGAUCGUGUGCGACCUGUCCACGCUCAGGCUCGAGCGCGACGCCGAGUGCAGGGCGCGGCUGGUGGCCCUGGCGGCGACGAUGGAGCCCGGGAUCGUCGUCGAUGACGCGUGCGGGGACGAGGAACCGAUCGAGUCGCAGGCGAGGUACGUGGCGGCGAUGGAACGCGACAGACUCGACGGUCUCUCCGGACUCUCCGGAUCCGAUCCAUCGACGAUGACCGACCCGCCCUCGGAUUCGGACUCGAACGGUGACGCGUCGUCACCGGCCGCGGCGGCGCCGUCCGACGAGACGCUGGCGACGGCGAGGGACGCGGUGGACGCGCUGGGCGAGGAGAUUAGAGCCCUCAAGGACGGCGGGGCGCAAAACUCUGACCCGGAGGUGGCCCGUCGCGUCGCCAAACUGCUGGAGCUCAAGGCCGAGCUUCGCGCGCUGGAGGACGCCGCUGAGGCGUCGACGCCCGAUGCGAUCGAGGCGGCGAUCCGGGACGAGCGGGAGGCGAGGGAGAGGUCGGUGGAGGAGGCGCGGCGUUCGCUGGCCGAGUCGCCAAUUUACGCACUUCCCGAGCGGUACCUUCGGUUCAAGUGCCCGGAUCGACCGACGGCGAAGGCGCUCGCCAAGGCGCUCGCGCAGGAGGACCUGCUCGCGCUCGCGCUCGAGCCCGCGUGA
Messenger RNA from Micromonas commoda, 1257 nucleotides. RefSeq lists its product with no specific name. Lineage: Eukaryota; Viridiplantae; Chlorophyta; Mamiellophyceae; Mamiellales; Mamiellaceae. The transcript has a single exon. The coding region runs from base 1 to 1257 and encodes 418 amino acids. The record is from RefSeq and is a predicted model, not a curated record.